This is a messenger RNA of Nicotiana attenuata, 959 nucleotides long. RefSeq lists its product as uncharacterized. The record is from RefSeq and is a predicted model, not a curated record. Bases 78 to 683 code for a protein of 201 amino acids. NCBI's taxonomy places the organism in Eukaryota, Viridiplantae, Streptophyta, Magnoliopsida, Solanales, Solanaceae. The transcript has a single exon.
ACUGAAAAUUUCUCAUCAUCAAAACAUAUCCACUUCAAAAAAAUAGACCACCCAUCAAAGAGAACACCAGGUUUUCCAUGGACAAUUCUCAAAAUUAUUCAUCUAUUAGUUGUGAAAUACAAAUAAUAAGAGCAAGAAACGUUGAGCAAAUAAGAUACUUAGGAGGUAGUUUGUUUGUUAGAUGCUAUCUUUCCGCAGGAGAGAAGCAAAGAGUUCAAAUAAAAACCCAAGAAAUCCUAUCAAAGUCUGACUUGUCAUGGAACGAGUCUUUCUCAUUGGAUUGCUUGGGCAUUGAAGAAUCAAUUAAUCUGCUCAAGCAAGGAAGUGUAGUCUUCGAACUUCACUCAAGAAAAGUUGUGCCAGUUUUUGGUAAAGUUGGUGGCUCAAAAAUCAUGGGAAGGGCUGAAGUUCCAUGGAAAAGUGUAUUUGAGUCAAAAAAUAUGGAGAUUGUGGAGUGGGCAAUAAUCAUGGAUUCAAACAAGAGAAAUUUGCAUGAAGAUGUGAAGCCUAUGGCAGUGCAAAUAUCAAUGAAGGUUAGUGUAAAAGAGACAAAAAAAGUGAAGAGAAAUGACAGUACCAUGGAUAAGUGUGGUUGCAUGGACUAUUGCGGGUGUAAUAGUACCAUAUUCUGUGCUGAAGAUAAUGAAGUAUUUGCACUUGGAGCUGCUCUAGAUGCCUUGUAAGACAAAGACUGCAAAAAAUCGCUAGUUACUAAUGGGGUUUGAACCCUUCAACUCAAUUGUGGAAGGCAGUAAAUUCACUAAGUGAGCUAUCCUUCAACCACACUAAGUUGCUUUAGGGUAGGUCCAGUAGGAUAAAUGUUUUUUUUUUCCGUGACUUAGGCUACUAGCUAGUUUCUUACACUAAUAAUGUUUCCUUGUUACCUUCUUUUGGUACGUUCAUAGUUCUGUACAUCACCUUCUUCCAAAAUGAAUCAUGCCUAAUGGCUUCUCUCUCUC